Molecule: messenger RNA, 1677 nt
Organism: Echinops telfairi (small Madagascar hedgehog)
Lineage: Eukaryota; Metazoa; Chordata; Mammalia; Afrosoricida; Tenrecidae
Gene: MPV17
Product: mitochondrial inner membrane protein MPV17
Exons: 7
Coding region: 245-1033 (262 amino acids)
Cellular component (GO): cytoplasm; membrane
Source: RefSeq, a predicted model, not a curated record
GGGCCCUGAAAUCCAAAUUUCUUUCAGUGACUGAGGCUCCCAAGUCAGGGGCCUGGGUUUCCCUUCUGGACUGCCUUUGUCAUGCUGUGUGACGGCUGGCAGACCCUGACCAGGGAAAACAUGCCCCUUCCUUUGUGGCUCCUUCGCAGGCGUUCAGAGAAAUGGGAACCAGGCUGCCUGCCCCGCUGCCACUUGACAAGGAACAUCGGUGAAUGCUCUCUGGGACAUUAAAGGCAGAGAAAGCAUGUUAGUCCGGGGCCGCCUCUGCCCUGUGGGACCCUUGGCAGAACCCCAAUGCAGAGAAGCACCCCUAGGAGCCUCGUGGCCCUCUGGCCUCAGAGCCCACGAACCUGUGGCUGGAGAGAAGAGCUGGGUUCCGGUCCCACCUCCACUCCAUACCAGACCACCUUUUGUGGAGACUGAAUGUGGGAGAGCCCUCUGCAAGCUAGGCAUCCCACCGGGAGCAGACAGACAGACUGACGUUGCCGCGUUCAGGGAAGUCCCGUCAUCCCCCACCCUGCUCGUGGCCAUCUCUCCUUGCAGUGACACCGUCACCAUCUCACCUGCCCGAGGGUCCCUGAUGGGCUUGGGUGAUGCCAUCUCACAGCAGCUGGUGGAGAGGCGGGGUCUGCGGGAACACCAGACCCGCCGGACCUUGACCAUGGUGUCUCUGGGCUGUGGCUUUGUGGCCCCUGUCGUGGGAGGCUGGUACAAGGUUUUGGAUCGACUCCUCCCGGGUACCACCAAGGUGGACGCACUGAAGAAGAUGCUUCUGGACCAGGGGGGCUUUGCCCCAUGCUUUCUAGGCUGUUUCCUCCCACUGGUAGGGACACUCAAUGGGCUCUCCACCCGGGACAACUGGGCUAAGCUGCAGCGGGAUUACUCUGAUGCCCUCAUCACCAACUACUACCUCUGGCCUGCUGUACAGUUAGCCAACUUCUACCUGGUCCCCCUUCAUUACAGGUUGGCUGUUGUCCAGUGUGUGGCUGUCAUCUGGAACUCCUACCUGUCCUGGAAGGCACAUCAGCUCUAAGCCAGCCUUGAGCCAUCGUUUCUGCCUGAUGAUGCAGUGUGGCCCUGCCGUGGGUCAGACUGCCUCCAAGACAGCUUCCUGGAGUUGGGCUGCUGGUCAGAACUCAGUGGGGUUAGGACUGCGAAAUGGCCCAUUCCACUUUAAAACAUGAACGGACUCCUUUGGGAAUCACAGAAACCUUGAGACGAGCCUUAUAUGCCCACCACAGAAUAGCCACUCCAGAAGCAUUUAACUCUCUUGACCUGGUCACCUCUACACCCACAUCUUAGCAAAUGCCAUGCCUCCCCACUUUGCCUACCCAGCCCUAGUGUAGCUCUUUGGGGACCUCUCCAGCCCUGUUAAGGUUACCAUGUCUGCACCCUGGGUCCUACAGAGUCGAUGAGUGAAGCUAGUCAGGAAACUGGCAGGGGAGCCAGAAUUUCUGGAGCUGAAAGAAGCCAGCCAUCACCAAGUCCAGUCUUUUUCAAAUGUGGACACUGGGACUCCCACGGACCUGUCACAUCAGGAGCUGCUCUAGUGGCAAAGGAGGGAUUUGAAUGGAAGUUUCCUUACUGGCUUCUCCCUAGAGCGCUCAUCUGGAAGGUCAGAUGUAUCUGACACUGCUGUUUGGGUUCCCACGAAUAAAAUGAAACCUGGCGCUGUUA